CAAAUAGACCGAACACUUACGCACACACACACACAUCAUAUAUAUAGAAAGCUACGAAAAUGAAUGAGUUGGAUAGUUUGAGACAAGAAGCUGAAUCCCUUAAGAAUGCCAUACGCGAUGCCCGGAAAGCUGCCUGCGACACCAGCUUAGUGCAGGCAGCUGCGUCCUUGGAGCCCAUAGGUCGCAUACAGAUGCGAACAAGGCGCACGUUGCGAGGACAUUUGGCAAAAAUCUACGCCAUGCACUGGGGCAAUGACUCACGCAACUUGGUAUCUGCCUCCCAGGAUGGUAAACUGAUUGUCUGGGACUCUCACACUACAAAUAAGGUCCAUGCUAUACCACUACGAUCGUCAUGGGUAAUGACGUGCGCCUACGCGCCUUCCGGCAGUUAUGUAGCCUGUGGCGGUCUAGACAAUAUGUGUUCAAUUUACAACUUAAAAACCCGUGAGGGAAAUGUACGUGUGUCCCGUGAAUUGCCCGGCCACGGUGGCUACUUGUCCUGCUGCCGUUUCCUAGACGAUAAUCAAAUUGUAACCAGCUCGGGCGAUAUGACAUGUGGUUUGUGGGACAUUGAAACCGGCCAGCAAGUAACAUCAUUCUUGGGCCAUACAGGUGAUGUAAUGGCUCUGUCAUUAGCACCCGGCUGUCAAACAUUCGUCUCGGGUGCCUGUGAUGCCUCCGCUAAACUGUGGGACAUUAGAGAGGGCGUGUGCAAGCAGACAUUCCCUGGCCAUGAAUCCGAUAUAAAUGCCGUGACAUUCUUCCCCAAUGGCCAGGCAUUUGCAACAGGUUCAGACGAUGCCACCUGUCGCCUGUUCGAUAUACGUGCCGAUCAAGAAUUGGCCAUGUACUCGCACGACAAUAUCAUCUGCGGUAUUACAUCGGUGGCAUUCUCAAAAAGUGGUCGUUUACUGUUAGCUGGCUAUGAUGACUUCAAUUGCAAUGUUUGGGACACAAUGAAAGCCGAACGUUCCGGUAUAUUGGCUGGUCACGAUAAUCGGGUCUCAUGUCUGGGUGUGACCGAAAAUGGUAUGGCGGUAGCAACGGGCUCAUGGGAUUCAUUCUUGCGUGUGUGGAACUAAACAACAACAGUAAUAGCAACAAAA
Musca vetustissima is the source of this 1106-nucleotide messenger RNA. RefSeq names its product guanine nucleotide-binding protein subunit beta-1 (gene Gbeta13F). The record is from RefSeq and is a predicted model, not a curated record. Lineage: Eukaryota; Metazoa; Arthropoda; Insecta; Diptera; Muscidae. Gene Ontology annotation, biological process: G protein-coupled receptor signaling pathway. The transcript has 2 exons. Gene Ontology annotation, cellular component: cytoplasm; heterotrimeric G-protein complex. Gene Ontology annotation, molecular function: protein binding; signaling receptor complex adaptor activity. The coding region runs from base 60 to 1082 and encodes 340 amino acids.